CCGCUUGCCUGCUUGCGUGGCGCCCCCAGCCCCUCGCUCAGCUCAUCCGCGCCGCGUACGCGCCUCCUGCGUCUCCAAGCCGCGGCGGCCGCAGAUUCCCUUCUUCCCCCCUCCGUCGCCGCGCGCGGCCGGCUACCGCGCCCAUGGAUUAUGAAUUGGUGCGUGCGUCACAUCAAUUCAAGUCAAGAAUGAAUCGCAUGCACGUGGCAAUUCAAGGUUCUAAUAUUAUUUUUUUUCUUAUUUAUUUGUUGAAUUGAUGAUUACUACGCGCAGGGCGACGAGGAGCUCAUGGCCAAGGAGUCGGAGCUGGCCAACGGCCCGACAUUCGAGGACCUGGCCAUCGACGACAGCCUGAGCGACCUGCAGCGCGUGACCAAGUACGUGUGCAGCAACAUCGCGCUGCAACGCGUGAUCCACGUCAAGAUGCUGCACGAGACGGCGCGCGGCGUGGGCUUCCAGGCCACGUGCGACCAGCUGCUGCCGCUGCUCGAGCCGCUCGUGUGCGACGUCGAGUACGUGGUGCGCCAGCACGUGGCGCUGCAGUUCCCGCCGCUGUGCCAGUUCCUGGUGGAGGCCGAGCCCGACGCCGGCUACCGCGUGCUGCUGGACAAGCUCAUCCCGCUGGUCACCAAGCUCGUGUCCGACGACCAGCACGAGGUGCGCUCGGCCGCCAGCGAGAGCCUCGUGGACAUGGCGGCGCUCGUCAAGCCCGAGGACCAGGGCCAGCACGUGCUCACCAUCGUGCUACCGCUGGCCCACGACGACGACAACGAGCAGUUCCGGAUCUCGGCCGUCACGCUCUACAACGGCCUGGCCGAGCACUUUGGCGCCGAGCUGUGCCAGCAGUUCUGCGUGCCCGAGUUGAUUUCUUUGUCCGAAGAUCCGGUGUUUCGGGUACGCAAGUCGACGGCGUUGAGUUUCCCCAAUGUGUGCAAGACUGCAGGUGUGGAGCUGAGUCGGGAGCGGCUGAUCCCGGCCUUCCAGCGGCUGGCGAAGGACGAUAUUUGGGGUGUGCGCAAGGCGUGCGCCGAGUGUCUGGUGAAUGUUGCGUUGGCAUUGGCGCCGGCUGACCGUGGCCCGCUACUGAUACCGAUGUUCGAGAGUUUUAUUGGCGAUUCGUCGCGGUGGGUGCGGAUGGCCGCGUACCAGAGUUUGGGGCCGUUCUUGGCGGCCUUGGACAAGGAGCAGGUUACGGAUGAACUGGUGGGUCAUUUCACGAGCAUGGCUACGACAGCAGCCUCGCAGCUGGGCGGCAGCGGCGAGGUAGAUAUUAAGUUUCACUGUGCGUUUAACUUUCCGGCGGUGGUGAGUAUCCUGGGAGCGGAGGACUGGCUUAAACUAUCGCCGACUUUCGAGCUGCUGCAUAACGAUACUUUUUGGAAGAUCCGGCGGUCAUUCGCGUAUUCUUUGCACGAACUGGCGCGGAUUCUGGGCCAAGGCAUUACGGAGACACAGCUCGCCACAGCGUUCGACAGCUAUCUCCACGAUGUACAGGACGUGCGGCUGGGCGCGAUGCUGCACUUUGCCGAUUUUUUGGAGAAUGUGUCCCCGUCGUUUCGUGAAAGUUAUUUACCAGUACUGGCUGAGUUUGAUUCCUUCGACAACACUACCAAGUGGCGAUUCCGAGAAGUGCUGAGCGGUCAGCUAGCGCAGCUUUGCCGCACGUUUACACCGGAGGCGACGUUUUCCGUUAUUAACCCUUUGGUGUUCAAGCUUGUCACCGAUCCGGUUGCUGUGGUGCGAGAAGAAAGCUAUCAUGUACGUGCACUGGUUUAUGCCCUUGCGUCUCUUUGUGCCGUCAGCUAAUGGUCGUUUUGGCGUGUUGUUCGCGUCUGCAGGCAUGCCCGCUGCUAGUAGCACGCCUCAGCUCAAACCCCGAGUGGCUUACUGCUAUUGUCGAAAAAUUUGUGACCCUCGCGAAAUCUUCACAUUAUCAGGAACGGCAGUGCUUCGUUAAGAUAUGCGCAUCGUUUCUGCCAACUCCGUCACAAGAGCAGUCUCAAGAUGACGGCAAAGCACAACAGGACGCGACUCUGGCGGAUGCAGCUCGUGACUUUUUCUCGUCGAACCUCGCAGCA
Messenger RNA from Phytophthora sojae, 2078 nucleotides. RefSeq lists its product as hypothetical. The transcript has a single exon. Bases 289 to 1806 code for a protein of 505 amino acids. Lineage: Eukaryota; Oomycota; Peronosporomycetes; Peronosporales; Peronosporaceae. Gene Ontology annotation, molecular function: protein phosphatase regulator activity; protein binding. The record is from RefSeq and is a predicted model, not a curated record. Gene Ontology annotation, biological process: protein dephosphorylation.